Messenger RNA from Brassica napus (rape), 2203 nucleotides. RefSeq lists its product as uncharacterized. Bases 1680 to 2045 code for a protein of 121 amino acids. Lineage: Eukaryota; Viridiplantae; Streptophyta; Magnoliopsida; Brassicales; Brassicaceae. The transcript has 3 exons. The record is from RefSeq and is a predicted model, not a curated record.
UCUUCUAUUCCAAGUAUCUUGAUGACUUUCUUAUUGCCACGUCAGCUCUAGUUCCAUUGUCAUCAGCAUUGAUUUAUUUAUCACUUUAGUAUCUUUAAUAUAUAAUACUAAUAUAAUUUAUCAUUGUGAUUAAAAUUUUAAACAAAAAAAACAAACUAGUGGUAUAAAGACAUUUUGCUUGAGAGUUUCUCAUAUCUUGUUUAAAGGUUCUCAAAGCAGAAUCCUCCCUCAUCUUCUCUUUUACUUUUUUAUUUAAUUUAUUACUUUAUUGUUGAGAUACUCUUCAACCGACGAUGAUGAUGUUCUUAGCUGAUGUGAGGCUCAUAUAUUAAUGGCGACUGGAUAAUUGGCUACUCCAGGCGUUUCUUUGGAGUUUGAACUUAAAGCAUUGGUCUAUGAACUUGAUUUGAUUUCUCGGACGUUGCAAGACACAUGAUUAUAUUAAUGGUACGUAAGUUAAUUCUGUUCUUGUCCAUGUCCCCAUAAGGGUUUUGUUUUGCGCAGCAUCCAAUUGGGACCAGUAUAUGAAAUAAAUACUCUUUGGUUGCAAGUAAGCGUUUAGCUGGUAAAAAUUGAUGUCUUGUGAAAAUUGGGACCAUUACAUGAGAGGCGAAAGCCAUCGUUUAUUUCGUUUUGCUAUAAUUCUUUGAGAGUUUACUAUCUGUGCAAGUAGGCACGCGGGUUCGGUUUGUUUGGGUAUUUCAGUUUUAGUGGCUGGGUUACUUUGGUUAGUCCAAUCUUAUCGGAAUUUAUCGAAUAAAAAUUGCUCGGUUGGUUUGGGAUUCAGUUAGUUUGGUUUUAGAAAAUUUUGCUGAGUUUAAUCUAAUUUUUUUGUUUCAGUUAGAUUUUGAUUUAAUUUGGUUGAAGUCUUAAAUAAUUUCAGUCAAAUUUGAUAAUGUUGGUUAGUUCGGGUAAUUAUGUCAAAAAAAUUUGUUUGUUCGAUUAAUUUGGUUUUUUUUUUUUUUUUGAAAACGAAGCAGCUACUACCACUGAAGCAAUGACCCACUUUUUUUUAUAAAAAUCUUGAUGAACUUAACCGAAGUCAUAACUGUAUCCGAAGCGAAAAUAAUAAUUUUUGGUUUAAUUCGGUUUUACUGGUUCGGUUUGGGUAAUGAAUCCUAGUCCUAUGUGCAAGACUGUAAGAGUGCUUGUAAUAAACCACUAGCUUUGAUGAAAAGGUGAGUGAGUUUUCUUAAACUCCUUUUUAACUUUGUACCUAAUAUCCCUUUUGUACUAUUUAUGAUUGGCUAUACCAAAGUGGGGUAAGGAAACACAAAGGUAGAGAGCUAAAUAAGCUUAUUGAGACUUGGUCAGAACUCAAAAUCAAUCCCCUAGUAUGAAUGAUUUUGGUGGGGUUGCAUUUUUGUGAGUGAAGCAUCUUUUUCAAACUAUGCUGAGGAAACCAAAGACUUUCUCUCACUUAGUAAUAUGUAGAUUAAGUCAAGGAUCCAAAGCAUACUUGUAUAUGUCUGUCUUGUCUUGUGUGUUGACAUGUCUCUUGCGUCUUUAAACUUGAUUUUCUCCAUAGAGUGAAGCAAAAGAAAAAGAUGGGCUCCUUCUGUCAUCUACUUGCCAAGAUUUGCUGAUUCAUCCUUUUCAGAUAGCGACAAUCUCCGUUUCCCACUCUUGGAUUCUUGAUUCCUGUGUUAUUUAUCUUUCUUGUACAACGAGACACUGUUAUGGCUUCUCUGUCUAAAAUCGUCGAGCAAGAGGUUGUAGCAUCACCAAGAAGCAAGCUUUCAAUAACAAGGGAAAGUAGUCUAGCUUCUGUCGCCUCAUUGUCCAUGCCCCUUAUUCAAGAGAUUGUUUUAUCAGCAGACAUCAAAUGCAGUGACUGCCAAGAGAAGAUCGCUGACAUAAUGUCGAGGAUGAUAGAAACAUAUUCAAUAUUGGUGAGCGUGUUGGAGAAGAAAGUGACACUGACAUGUACAUAUUCCGGUGACCGGAGAGUCUCCAAAUCAUACGGCGAAGCUCUUCUCUGCAAAAUGUCCACCUUCAAGCGUAGGAUGAUUCAUUCUUCUAGGAAACAACUCAAUGUUGAGUAGUUUUUGCUUUUAUUGUCAUCCUCUUUGCAAUAAACCGUUGGAAAGUUUUUAAUCUUUAAUGUCGAAUGUGAUGGAUAUUGUUUAGAUAUGCUUGUAACAAUUAACUCUCAGUAACAAAAUAUCAUAGAAAUGAGAAAAUUAAAAGAGAUUAUUGGGAA